Messenger RNA from Colletes gigas, 1569 nucleotides. It is a transcript of the gene Tango14, whose product is annotated as dehydrodolichyl diphosphate synthase complex subunit Nus1. Bases 160 to 915 code for a protein of 251 amino acids. Gene Ontology annotation, molecular function: ditrans,polycis-polyprenyl diphosphate synthase [(2E,6E)-farnesyl diphosphate specific] activity. Lineage: Eukaryota; Metazoa; Arthropoda; Insecta; Hymenoptera; Colletidae. Gene Ontology annotation, cellular component: dehydrodolichyl diphosphate synthase complex; endoplasmic reticulum membrane. The record is from RefSeq and is a predicted model, not a curated record. The transcript has 4 exons.
UAGGUAGGUGCACGUGAGACGAUUGUCUGCUAGACGAGUCAGCGGCGAAGUAUACGAGCUUUCUUGUGACGUUCACCGGGUAGUUUUGAAAAUUUUCUCUUUCUUGUCAUUUCCGCGUGAUUAUGUUACAUAGAUCAACGACGGUCGUAGGAAGACACUAUGUUCACAGUAUUUCGCACGUUACUGGUACUCACGCAUUUUUUCUGCGAUGUUUUUACCGCGGUUUCUAACUGCUGCAUGUUCCUUCAUCGUAAGUGUAUCGAGAUUUGGUACGGCGAAAAUCUAAGGACAGAAGUCGAAUGGCUGGUGCGUGCUGCGAGCAGAAUGAAAAAAUUGCCGAGGCACAUAGUGAUUAUUUUCGGCGCGAAGGAGGACACUAUAUUAGACUGUGUGCGAAUAAUCGGCUGGUGCAUCACCCUCGGUAUACCGUACAUCAGUUUCGUUGAUAUCAGUGGUUUUUUAGUCAGAAACGAAAGUUUCCUAAAAUAUGAAAUUGCAAAAAGAAGACCCGAUAUUUUGGAGCAUAUCAGUUGGAGCAAACCAAACGUUGGAUUUACGCAAAACGGAGUAACCGGAACUAAGCCGAAAACGCGGAUAUCUUUGUUAUCCGCUUCAAAUGGGAAAGAAGAAAUAGUAACACUAACCAAGAAGCUGGCUGAAGCCGUUGUUACGGGAACAAUUAAGUCAGAAGAGAUAGAUACUGACUUGCUUAAUGAAAAAUUAAAUUCACGAGGGGUUCCUGACCCUGACUUGGGGUUAAUAUAUGGUCGCGUUUGUACCACAUAUGGUGUUUUGCCAUGGCAAACGCGAAUAACGGAAUUUCUCACAUUACCUUUGUACGUUAGCCUGUCCGCGAGGGAUUUCGUGUAUCUGCUAGAACAGUACAGUAAAUACGAGCAACGAUACGGGAAAUAACGGGAAUCGUUAUUCUUAUUUGUGUAAAGUUCUCGUAUUUCAAACAAAACAAAAAACAAAUGAAACAAGAAAUAGAUCAUAAGACGAUUAACAAAGACUGAAUUUAAAACAAUUUACAGAUACUAUUUUAUAAGUGAUUACGUGCUAGUGAAAUAAUAAAGAAGGAACUUGCAGCUUGUGUAAUACAAGUGUCGUUUACGAGCCGAUUUUAAAUGGGUGUCUGUAAGAAGAAGUUUAGCUCUUAUGUUGAAGAUAUUCUCACCAUCGUCGAGAGAAGAGGAAUCCGCAAAACUUUGAAAACGUUUUCCAAUUGUGUAAAAUGAAGCAGUUACCUUACUACAAAAUAUUGAUAUAAAACAAAGAAAGAUGUUUUUUUUUUUUUCUUAAAUUUGAAUGGUUCUUUCAGCAGAAACAAGAAGAAAAAUGAUGAAAAUCCCCUUGACAGAUUACACGAUUCCAAAGGAACAAAGUGUUAUUUUCAAUGUGAUAAGUACAAAUCCGAUAUGCGUAAAUUAGUGAAUUAAAUGUUAGUUGAUUGUACAAGUAGAUUUUUCAGAAUUUAACUUGUAUCAUUUUUCUUGUAUCCUCUCUUUGUACUGUCUAAAGAAGAAUGGUCGGAAGAAUCUGUGCUUGAUGGAAAUGAAAAAGACCUGA